AUGGGAGUCCGCAAAGGCUGCUAUAACUGCAAUAAGCGGCGAAUAAUCUGUGACGAGACAGAACCCCAUUGUGCGAAGUGCACCAAAAAGGGACUCGAUUGCUCUGGCAUUGGUAUUCGAUACCGCUUCAACGAUGGUAUCGCUUCCCGCGGUAAAUUGAGAGGCCUAUCCAUCCCAGUAGGCCAGUCUUCAAGUUCGAGAUCGAAUGCCGCCAAGCCGCUGUCAGUUGGAGGCAAUCGUUCCGCUGCCAUCACGAAUCUUCAGGCGAAACCUCCGGUGGCGAAUACGGUAACCAGGCUAUCGUUUUCUUACUCGUUAGAUUCAUUCGAGAGUAACGAAGAGACGCCUGAGUAUGCUUCCAACAUUUAUCCCUGCUUGCAGCCCAUUAGUGGUCAAUCGAGGUUUUUGCUGAACCAUUUCUCGGAAAAUAUUGCCCGAGGCAUGGUGAUUCUUGACGGACAGUACAACGGGUAUCGGAACGUAAUCAUACCACUUGCCGUCACCGAACCACUCGUGGAAAGCGCAGUUUCCUCGGUUGCUGCUUCUCAUCUUUGGCGGGGGAAUGAAAAACUGCGCACGGCGGCAGAUCGCGAUCGCGUAAGAGUGAUUCAAUCACUGAAGAAGGCGUCUUUGAAUCCUCGGGCCGGUGCAGUAUUCAGUGUCUCCAACUGGGCCAUCUUGCUUGUUCUUCUUGUCGGCGAGCUGAUCACUGGACGCGAUGAUUACAUUUAUCUUCUCCGACUAUUACGAUCUAUCCAAUCUUAUGGUGUCUAUGAUGCUAGCAGAGAAACACUUCAGUUCUUUCACACCCAGACAGAUAUACUCAUGCUUUUGGCUCAGCCAUUCUUGGACUUGUCCUCCGAUUUCCCUGCAAUGAAUUCCGAGGCGGCUCUGGAGACACAGCUCAGAUCGAUAUGUGCAUCACUACAGCACGUGUCAGACUCACAAGAUGUCUAUAUCACCAGUACUGUCAUCGAAGCUGUCCGGCGUAGCUACCAAAUCUAUUUGAAUCGUGCAUUUCUCGGCGGCAAAAGCGAUUCAAUGGCUCUGGACUACCUCCAACAUCUUGUCUCGCCCAUAUCACCAAAUGUACCUGGUGGCCACGCACUGGUCUGGGUGUACUUUAUCGCUGCGGCGGAGAGCGAGCUCCCAGAGCACAGGGCCUUUUUUACAGGGAGGCUCAAUGAUAUAUAUGUUGCGACAGGGUGUGAGAAUAUCACAGCUGGUCUUUCAAUCCUUGAACAGAUGUGGGACAGUCAGACAGGCUCAGGGUGGCCGUGGGCCCUGCGCACGAAUCCCUCGACCUUCAUCAUGUAA
This is a messenger RNA of Cladophialophora immunda, 1317 nucleotides long. RefSeq lists its product as uncharacterized. Gene Ontology annotation, molecular function: zinc ion binding; DNA-binding transcription factor activity, RNA polymerase II-specific; transcription cis-regulatory region binding. The record is from RefSeq and is a predicted model, not a curated record. Bases 1 to 1317 code for a protein of 438 amino acids. Gene Ontology annotation, biological process: positive regulation of transcription by RNA polymerase II. Gene Ontology annotation, cellular component: nucleus. The transcript is spliced from 3 exons. NCBI's taxonomy places the organism in Eukaryota, Fungi, Ascomycota, Eurotiomycetes, Chaetothyriales, Herpotrichiellaceae.